Messenger RNA from Fusarium subglutinans, 1653 nucleotides. RefSeq lists its product as uncharacterized. The transcript is spliced from 2 exons. The coding region runs from base 1 to 1653 and encodes 550 amino acids. NCBI's taxonomy places the organism in Eukaryota, Fungi, Ascomycota, Sordariomycetes, Hypocreales, Nectriaceae. The record is from RefSeq and is a predicted model, not a curated record.
AUGGAUGAACUACUCGCCACCCCCCCAAGUCGAGAGGAAUCCCGCAGCUACUAUAGAGGGCUUCCAGGUAUUCCACGUCUGGUUGCGCGAUCUACCACGACUCCAUGGGACGGUCCAUUUAGUGAAUUUGAUGAAUACGGACGAAUACUUGACCCUGUCGAAAAGCACGCUGUUGUUACCCUAUGGAAUGACUCUACAGGUCCACUGCGUCACGAGAUUCUUGAAGCCGUGGCGGAUAUCGACUGGAACGCAAUCGACAUCCUCCGUUGCAGUUCAACACAUUUCAAAGAUCGUGACCUUGUUCGACCGGUCAUCCUUUUCGUAUCGGUAGAGCCCAAAUCAACAACGUGGUUAAACGGAAGAGCCGUGGCCCUCAAAUGCCGUGACAUUCUGCGAGAGCACGGUAUCAACGACGUUGAAGUCGAAAUCAAGGAGUCCAGAAUCACGCAGUGCUGCUCGAGUGAUCAGGAUCAAAUAGAAAGUGAACCGUCAACAGCAAAACUCAGUCCGCACAUUCCGACCCUCCAAGAAGAGGGCCACAGAAGGGAUAGUAUUCAGGUCUCUGAGUUCCUGGGUACCAAGGUCGCCCCCUCUCGAGAUCCAUCACGUGAAGGCACCAAAGGUCUUUACCUCAGAAUCCGGAAUACCGAAACUGUGGUUGCUUUGACCUGCCGACAUGUCGUCGUCGAACCGGAGGAAGAGAACAUUGACGUUUGUCACGACCCUCAUAACAGUCGAGGUAUUGUUCAGCCUGGAAACAAGACGUAUCAAGACACGCCAGAGUUCCUCCGUGACCAAAUCAGACGUACCAAAACGGCGAUCGACCUUCGCGAGUCCUCCACACCAGUCCCCGACAAAGAGAUCGAAUACCUUCGUGACUAUAAGGUCGAACUAGAGGGUAGCCUAAAGCGGCUUGAGUCUUUCGAGUCAAUGGAAUCACGAACUAUCGGCCACGUCCUUUUUUCACCAAAACUCGGGUUAAGCAGUUCUUCGCCGGCCCAUUUCCGUGACUGGGCUUUGAUAGAGCUGGAUCAGAAGAAGCACCAGACGCCGUUGAAGAAGUUGACAAAUAAGGUACCCGAGAUGCGUCGCGCAAUUGGUCGGUACCAAUUCAUGCUAUGGGAGUAUGUAAUCCCAGGACGAAAGCGAAUGCAUUUCUCCCUCGCCGGGUGUGAUACAUUCACGCAGACUGGUGUGAUGCCAGAAGCUGAAAUGAGAUGCCCUGACUUUGAGUUCGUAGUGACAGGAAAGACUGCUGUUGAUGAGGAAUUCAUGCGAGUAUGCAUGUAUGGUAGCGCUAGCGGAGUAAGCCACGGUGUCACCAACACAGCCAGGUCUGUUGUCCGAAGAUUUGUUGGUGGGGUCCCGAUGGUUUCCGAAGAAUGGUGUAUUUUGGGUCCUAUUCAACAUGAGAAGAGGAAGCAUUUCUCUAAGCAGGGAGAUUCGGGUGCCAGUAUCAUGGCAGACGAUGGCCGUGUCGUGGCAAUUCUGACCUGUGGUGGCAGUGGUGCCCUGGGAUGUAACCGAGGAAUCCAUGAUGUCUCGUAUGCAACACCUAUCGAGUGGCUAUUGGAGGAUAUUAGAGGACAUGGAUAUGAUGUGGAGUGGAUGGGCAAAGAAUUCGAUCUGGACUAUCUCCAUUUCCGUCUAUAA